Messenger RNA from Entelurus aequoreus (snake pipefish), 1288 nucleotides. RefSeq names its product steroid receptor RNA activator 1 (gene sra1). The transcript has 6 exons. Gene Ontology annotation, cellular component: nucleus. The coding region runs from base 133 to 810 and encodes 225 amino acids. Gene Ontology annotation, biological process: regulation of transcription by RNA polymerase II. The record is from RefSeq and is a predicted model, not a curated record. Lineage: Eukaryota; Metazoa; Chordata; Actinopteri; Syngnathiformes; Syngnathidae.
AAGUUGUUAGCAUCGACGUCAUCAUUGCGCGCCAGACCCCGGAAAUAAAACCUCUUUGUUUUUGUCGCCUUUAAAUUAGCUUAACUGUGUCUUUAACAUCUAAUAAACUUUGAUAACUUACAAUAUUCCCUCAUGGAGGACAUGUACGUCAAACCAGGCAACCAGGAACGAGGAUGGAACGACCCACCGCAGAUGUCUUACGGCCUGCAGAUGGCCCGGGGACCACAGAAGAACCUUCUGAACAAAAGAGCAGCGCUGCCUGGUGUGGCUCCACCUCCCAAGACUCCUCAAGCCAGUCCUCCAAGUGCACCCCCCUCUUGUGGUGUAGCCCCGCCUCCUACAGCCCGCCUUGCUGGCUGGAUGGCCACGCCUUCUGCUGCUGCAAGGCCAACGAAGAUUCCGAGUGACGACGACGGCGGCCAAUCAGAGGGUGAGCCCGACAUGGAGGGCGUGGUCAAGGUGCUCCAGCAAGCACUGGCUGCAUGCAGACGUGAAGUCACACCUCAGGUGUGUAGUGACGUGGAAAAGAGACUCCGCAUCUUUCAGGACAGUUGGACUCGACUGAGUCUCCCUGUGAGGAGACGCAUGAAGACAUUGUCUCUAGAGCUGCAGGCUUGUAGGUGGGACCGGGCCGAUGAGCUCCACCGCUCCCUGAUGGUGGAUCAUGUGACCGAGGUGAGCCAAUGGAUGGUCGGUGUGAAGCGACUCAUCGCAGAGACCAGAAAACUUAGUCCGGAAGCUUUAGAAGUGCUUAAGGACUCUGAAGGACCAACACUGGACUCUUCACAGAAUGACGUGUUGCAAUUGUGAUGUCGUCGCACACUCCCAUGUUUUAAAACCAAAGCAGCUAGGGUUGGUCGCCAUGGCAGCAGGAGGUCAAAGGUCGCUUUUGUCUGUGUGCUGUUCAAAGUUGUUCAUCACUAAAAGGACAUCUGACAAAAUGAAAACGCUUCUCAAAUAUGUCUUCUGUCGUUAGUGGCCGCAGUGACGUCAUGUGACCAGUAGGAGGCGGCAAGGUUUCCUUGUUCAUGACACUGGUAAAGAUCAUAACAACCAUGUGACCUCAAGUGGAUUUAAGCCAAUAAGAGAUGCUCUUUUGUUAUUUUGAGCAAAGGUGUGCGUAAUGCUCUUGUGGGGUUUGGACCUGGCUUGGCACCAGCCUGGCACCUUCUUGGCACCAUCUUGGUGCUGCUGUUGAGGGAAGGUUCGAGGCGAGCGAGGUGGUGUUUAGUGUUUACUGUGUAGGUGUAGCGAAGACACUUACAUGACUUUUUACUAACAAGAUGCU